GUCUAGGAAGAACCAGCGAUUGAAAGCCUUUAUUUCACUUUUCACGGAGCGAUAAAAUUCAAACCAAAAUGAUUCGAACAUUUUUGAUCCAAGCAAAAAAAUCAUUCGAUUUCCCGGUGCGAUUCUGCACAAAUACACCGAUUGUCAGAAAACCAGAUAUUAAUGAAGUAAGAAUAGUUGGAACAUUGACUAAAGAACCCUUCAUUCUCAAAAGUGGAACCUAUUCACUCUCAAUCAAAACAGAGGAGUCAGAUUCAAAAUAUACUAUUCAUAAUGUCCACACGAGAUUUGAACCAAGUAUUACACCCGGCGAACGAAUUCACGUCACCGGAAAAUUAUUUUCUAUUCCAGUCGAAAUGAGUGAUGGAAAAACUGUGACAGAAGUCGUAAUUAAAGCGUAUAAAACGCAUACAUUGGACAACAGUGAUUCAUUGGAAAAAUUGUAUGACGACAAAAGUUUUCUUGACAGUCUUAAAAGUUUGGUUGCUUCUGAUGUAUGUUGCUCUUCUGACGACAUAAAUUUCGUUGAAAUUCUUGGUAAUGUUGCUUCUCAUGUAUUGUUCAAAGACGAAUAUUGCUCAUUUGUGGCAGCAACUCAUCGCCCAUCAUCAAAUGAGCGAGGUGAGGUGAUUUCUAAAGCAUGUUUUCAUCAAGUAUAUGUAUAUGAUGAAUGUGUUCGAAAAUACAUUGAAAAAAAUGUCACAAGAAGAGAUCGAAUUCUUCUCACCGGCAGACUUGGCCACAGAACACACGAAUAUCCAGAUGGUCGACGAUUGUAUACCGGUUGUAUUAUUCCGAAAAAUGCUUUUAAAAUUAAACGCCCAAUAAAAUCGGAAAAUAAGGAAGUGUUUGAACAAUAUUGAGCAAUAUCCAAAUGGAAAUAUUUUCCUUCAUAGUUUCAUAAUGUUCGCAAGUAAAAAAAUUAAAUAAAUACAUAGUAUAUUUGAUUGCCUUU
Contarinia nasturtii (swede midge) is the source of this 955-nucleotide messenger RNA. RefSeq lists its product as uncharacterized. The transcript is spliced from 4 exons. The record is from RefSeq and is a predicted model, not a curated record. Gene Ontology annotation, molecular function: single-stranded DNA binding. NCBI's taxonomy places the organism in Eukaryota, Metazoa, Arthropoda, Insecta, Diptera, Cecidomyiidae. Bases 69 to 863 code for a protein of 264 amino acids.